CGACUCUAUCCUAAAUUCCUACAUAAGCUUCAAUUGCACUUCUCAAAUCAACUUGACGAUACCAAGAUGAUCACCGCCACAGUCCGCACCGCAGGGCUUCAAGUCCGAAGCUUUCACAAGACCGCUCUAAACUCAGUUUUAACCGAAACGGCAACUCGUGGGACCAACGAAAGUUAUCUUCGCCAUCACAGAAAGCACAAUAAAGUCGAAUAUAGCCAGUCUCCCGUCACACCAUACAACACCAAUGUCAGAGCAGAGUGGCAGCGCCAUCGUGCAACCGAGCAUCAUCAGAUCUGGCCGUCUUCCCCUCAGAAGCACUCUUUUCAUACCAAGUUAUCCUCGCAGGAUACACCAAUUACCCAAUCAACACAUGCGAUGACCUUCCGAAAGGACCGCGAGAUGCACAUCGCCGCACGCCAAACAUCGCUCAAAGCACCAGAGGAACACGAGAACCCAGAUCGCGAAUUCAUGAAGACGUGGCUCGGCGUCAAAAGGGAAUUUGGCUACCUGCGCUCAGACUUGCUGGACGCUGUGUUGGCUGAUGGUAAAAAGGCUCAAAACCAGAGCUUCAUGGGACGGCUUUUUGACAGCGAAUCUAAGACUCAACAUUAGAUAACUACGUGCGCAUGCUUAUUACCUGCGCUGUGUUUCAUAUUGCAGCAUUGCUUCUACUUCACGAAUGUAUCUCGAGAUUCCAUUCCGUAGCGGUAGAAGAAGAGACGUGACGUGUUUGUGUAUCACGACUCCGCUUAUCUGGUGUUGGUG
Molecule: messenger RNA, 765 nt
Organism: Alternaria alternata
Lineage: Eukaryota; Fungi; Ascomycota; Dothideomycetes; Pleosporales; Pleosporaceae
Exons: 2
Coding region: 67-612 (181 amino acids)
Source: RefSeq, a predicted model, not a curated record